CCUGCCUCUGGGAGCGAAGACUGCCAGCAUGUUCUCCUGCCUCACACGGUGGGGUGUUGCUCCAGGACCUUGCUUCAGACAUACACUGGUGGAUAAAAAGCAAAACCGGCGCAGAAGAGAAACCACAGCAGCGAAACCGCAGGAGAGCUGGGCUGUGCAGCCAGGCGCAGGCAGCGAAGACGCAGGCGCAAAGGAGGGCUUUUUUAUUAAGCUGUGCUGAUGGCAUAAAUGGAACAGUUAACUGGAAGACCAAACAGGCCAACAGUUUUAUUAUCAGCAGAAAAAUGACUGCUGGGAAGAAAGAUGUGUACACUAUUUUCUCCAAGGUGCACUCUGAUCGGAAUGUCUACCCAUCUGCAGGUGUCCUCUUUGUUCAUGUUUUGGAAAGAGAGUAUUUUAAGGGGGAAUUUCCACCUUACCCAAAACCUGGGGAGAUUAGUAAUGAUCCCAUAACAUUUAACACAAAUUUAAUGGGUUACCCAGACCGGCCUGGAUGGCUUCGAUAUAUCCAAAGGACACCAUACAGUGAUGGAGUCCUAUAUGGGUCUCCAACAGCUGAAAAUGUGGGGAAACCAACAGUCAUUGAGAUAACUGCCUACAAUAGGCGUACCUUUGAGACUGCAAGGCAUAAUUUGAUAAUUAAUAUAAUGUCAGCAGAAGACUUCCCGUUACCAUAUCAAGCAGAAUUCUUCAUUAAAAAUAUGAACGUAGAAGAAAUGUUGGCCAGCGAGGUUCUCGGAGACUUUCUUGGGGCCGUGAAAAAUGUGUGGCAGCCAGAGCGUCUGAACGCCAUAAACAUCACAUCAGCUCUAGACAGGGGCGGCAGGGUUCCGCUUCCCAUCAAUGACAUGAAGGAGGGCGUUUAUGUCAUGGUUGGUGCCGACGUCCCAUUUUCUUCUUGUUUACGAGAAGUUGAAAAUCCGCAGAAUCAAUUGAGAUGCAGUCAAGAAAUGGAGCCUGUAAUAACAUGUGAUAAAAAAUUUCGUACUCAAUUUCACAUCGACUGGUGCAAAAUUUCGUUGGUUGAUAAAACAAAGCAAGUGUCCACCUAUCAGGAAGUGAUUCGUGGAGAAGGGAUUUUACCUGAUGGUGGAGAAUACAAACCCCCUUCCGAUUCUUUGAAAAGCAGAGACUAUUACACGGAUUUCCUAAUUACACUGGCUGUGCCCUCGGCAGUAGCAUUGGUCCUUUUUCUAAUACUUGCUUAUAUCAUGUGCUGCCGACGGGAAGGAGUGGAAAAGAGAAACAUGCAAACACCAGACAUCCAACUGGUCCAUCAUAGUGCUAUUCAGAAAUCUACCAAAGAACUUCGUGACAUGUCCAAGAAUAGAGAGAUAGCAUGGCCCCUGUCAACACUUCCUGUGUUUCACCCUGUGACUGGGGAAAUCAUACCUCCUCUACACGCAGACAGUUAUGAGAGCACUAAUAUGCCGUUGAUGCAAACACAGCAGAACUUGCCACAUCAGACUCAGAUACCCCAACAGCAGACUACAGGUAAAUGGUAUCCCUGAAGAAAGAAAACUAACUGAAGCAAUGAAUUUGUAAUCAGACAAUAUAGCACUUAUAUCUUAUUUUUUCUCUCUUCCAAUAAUGCAUGAGCUUUUCUGACAUAUGGUAUGCAUGCUGACAGUGUCAAGUAUAUACCAAAUAAUACAAUAUAACAUUCAUUUUACUAAUGUAUUUUUUUUGGUACUUAAGGCAUUUUUGACAAUUUGUAAAACAUU
Molecule: messenger RNA, 1724 nt
Organism: Eubalaena glacialis (North Atlantic right whale)
Lineage: Eukaryota; Metazoa; Chordata; Mammalia; Artiodactyla; Balaenidae
Gene: SGCE
Product: sarcoglycan epsilon
Exons: 13
Coding region: 285-1511 (408 amino acids)
Cellular component (GO): membrane; sarcoglycan complex
Source: RefSeq, a predicted model, not a curated record